Antechinus flavipes (yellow-footed antechinus) is the source of this 3114-nucleotide messenger RNA. It is a transcript of the gene C6H11orf16, whose product is annotated as chromosome 6 C11orf16 homolog. The coding region runs from base 40 to 1332 and encodes 430 amino acids. Lineage: Eukaryota; Metazoa; Chordata; Mammalia; Dasyuromorphia; Dasyuridae. The record is from RefSeq and is a predicted model, not a curated record. The transcript has 6 exons.
ACGCCGUUAAAGUCGGUGUUGGCAGGGGUCUCCAGGACGAUGAAGGGAGCUGGCGAGGUAGUAUCACAGAAGGCCAUGGAAUCCUUAGCAGGGCCCUGGAUGCCUUCACUCAAGUACUGCAGCGUGACCACAGCCCAGAAGCGGCCCUGCUGCCUCAAUGCCUCUGCCCGCUGGAGCGCCCCCUCCACCUGUCCCCUUAUACUCCAGGUUCCCUGUUUUAUCCGACAUCCCUCUGCUGCAAGGGGUUCCUGGAGUCAGCCAGAUCAGCACACAACUGACUUCCGAGGGAAUGGGCCAGGCCUACUGGAGGGACUGCAGGAUGGUGACACAUCAGUCCUUGCCAGAAGGGAGUCAGAUGGCUUAUACUACAGGGCUCAGAUCAAACAAGCUCCUGAGCUGGGGAGGUGGGGCAAACUGCUGGUGGAAUUUGAGGCUCCCCCUUCCGAGGGUCCCAAGCUCCCAGGCACACUACAGAGCGCAAGUCCAGAGGAUGUCAUCCAGGGCUCGUGGGCCCUAAAGCACCCCCUCCUUCCCGGAGACAAGGUUCUGGCACCCUGGGAGCCAAAGCAAGAGAGAUACGGCCCAGGCACUGUGGUGCAAGGUCUGGAGACCAGAGACCCUCAGAGAGCUUCAGAGGAUGAAGAAAUCACUGUUUGCUUUUGGAAUGGCAAGGUGGUCAAAGUGCCGUUAGGGGUAGCCAUAUGGAUAUCCCCAGCCUGUUGGGAGAAGGCUACGGAGAUAUUGCACAAAUCACUAAGUGCCAGUUGGCCGAAGCCCGGAGAUCAUCUUAGCCACAUCCCCUGGACUCCCCCCUGCCCUCUCCUGGGUUCUGCCCAUGGGUAUACCAUGGACGGGCUUUUGCUGCGCUCUUUCUCAUGCCCUCCCCAACACCUUUAUCCCCAGUCCCACAAUCAUUGUCCACUGCUGCCUAAUGGCUGCCUCUGCUGUUGUUCCUUAGCCUGCUGUACCUGGUGGCCUCUGAGCAAGACAUUAGAGGCCACAACUGGGGACCACCCUGAGCCAGAGCUGAAACCCACAGCACAACUUCUGGAAUUAGACAAUACCAGAGACAGAAGAGCGGCAGCUCAUGUUUGUGCUUCUUCCUCGUCCUCGUCCUCCUCCUUCUCUUCCUAUGUCUUCUCUUCAGAAGAGGAAGAUUUGGAAAAUGAUCUGAAGAAAGCUCCUCCUCAAAGAAUGAUGGUGGACAGCACUGUCAACACUGACAGCAGCCUUUUUGAGAAGCCCCUGAGACAGAAGGUCCUCAGUCAGCCUCCCUGGAAAUACUGGAAGAGAAAUGGACCAGAGCCCAGUUAUAGAAGACCAGGAGUAUGACAUCUCUGCAAAACAAAAUACAGAACCGAGAAGUCCAAAGUCCUAAUCAAAGAUUCUCAACAUUAGAAACAGCCUGGGAAGUCAUCUACCAUAGGCUGUCCCUGCCCAGAAAUCACAAGGAAGUGAGUCUUCCAUACUCCCCCAUCAUGCCGUAGUUCCUCAACAGACUCUGCAAGAUCCAUACUGAGAGUAGCCAAGGGAGAAGUUGGGCAAGAGAAAUGUCACUGUCUCUUCAGUUCAACAGGUCUCUAUUCCAAGAGAUUAUACUCUACCCUGAGCAAAAUGACUGCCAAGAAUCAACUUAGUUGAUCUAGCAUUACUUUGAGUGGCAUUAUUUUGCUACUGUCAUCUACUCUCACUGCUCUCUGUACAGCAGCAGCAACCUGAACCAUCAAGCCUGAGCAGGAUAGUGUUCUGAGCAAGGUCCUUCUGGGACAAGCUGGGCAGCCAAAGUGGCUUUGUUUUUGUUACCUGAUGACAAAAAUACUCUUUGUACCUUUCCUGUCAUGGGCAGUAACAGACUCUAAUGGAUAGUCCAAAGUUUACUGUCCCAUCUCUCAAGAAGAGGGAAGGGGUCCUACAAAAAUCUAGAAAUAGGGCCCAAGGGGCAAAGAAUAAACAGCCGACUAGUGGCCUUACUUGUGCUGGGCAGGUGAGGUCCUAAGUCAAAGCUGCUGUUCUUUUUGACUUCUUCCCCUUAGGGGUAAUCACAGAUUUAUUCUCCAUCAUGACUCACAGAAGCACUGAACUCAUUAACUAAAGCCACAGUGCAAGGGCAGAAGGAGGAUCUUUACACGAGAGGAAUCACUUCUGGGUAUCAUAAUUUCUAUGUGUAUGUGCCCAGAUUAAAUAAAACACUCAAGGAAAACACAGAGGAGGCUCCAUGAUUAUCUUUCCUCUGCCUCUGAGGGAUUUCUAUGAAAGUAAAAAGGAUAUUCAUUUGCUAAACCCACAGACCCAAACAUUACUUCUUUUAUAAAGCAUGAAUCAAAAGGAGUUUUCUUGUUGUGUUUAAAUUGAACCAGUGGCUCACAUUUUGUUCUGGAGUCACUGGACUUUCAAAUUGAAGUGGAAAUGUGUUCAGAUAUGAGAAGGGUCUUCUCCAGAGCCCAACAUAUAUAAGUAACUGGAAGGAAACUAUUUUACAUUCUUCUUUUGCUUCUUAAAGCCCAUCCCUUAGCCUCCUCCCUAUACCCAAUCCGUUGGUAGUUUUCCUGAAGACAAGUAGCCUUAUUGAAAGGUUCUCCUUGACUGUCCCAAAAUGGACAAACAUAUCAGUGAAUUAAUGGAAAACUUAGGCUGGAUCUUGAGAGGCUACAUAAUGGACAGGUUGGGAUCCAAGUCUCACCCUGACAGAUGAACAUCUAUUUUGAAUUAAAUCUUCAGAAAGAAGUGACACACUGUCACUGUCACCAAUGUCAGGGAAGAGCUGUCAUCUCUUAUGCUAUUGUAAUGUAGUCUCAGCCAACUUCCUCAUGUUCUAUUAAUGGAGGUGAACAAUUGAUGGUUUUUGUUUUGCAUAGUGCCCCUUCAUUUUCACCAUCAUAAGGUACAUACUGUGUACCUGAGCAUGAUUAUCAUAAGUCACUUGAACUAGAUGCAAUUAGAACUUUAGGUUUGAUUCAGUAAUAAUUUUUUUUGCCUUAAUUAGGAAAAAAUGUAGGUUUGGGUCUAAGUUGUUAGUCUAAAAGAUUCUUAAAAUUUGGGUUUGAUUUUAAAAGGACCAAUACAUUUGUGUGUCUGUCAGUUUGGAGCCCAGUAAAUUCAAAUGGUUGUUUUUGA